Messenger RNA from Malassezia pachydermatis, 1551 nucleotides. Its product is annotated as tyrosine-trna ligase. Gene Ontology annotation, molecular function: ATP binding; RNA binding; tyrosine-tRNA ligase activity. Bases 1 to 1551 code for a protein of 516 amino acids. NCBI's taxonomy places the organism in Eukaryota, Fungi, Basidiomycota, Malasseziomycetes, Malasseziales, Malasseziaceae. The record is from RefSeq and is a predicted model, not a curated record. Gene Ontology annotation, cellular component: cytosol; mitochondrion. Gene Ontology annotation, biological process: tyrosyl-tRNA aminoacylation. The transcript is spliced from 2 exons.
AUGCUAGGCUGCAGUAGCCUGCCUAGAGCUCUGUCUGUACGAAAAGCUCAUCUGCAUACAUCGCGUACAGUACGGAGCCAGAUUUCUUCUGUAGUGGAUGUUCUUGAAGCACGCAAGCUUGUGCAAGCAACUACAUCUCGUGCACUCAAAGACCAUUUACAAACAAAACACGCGACGAGCACAUUUCUACCUCGAACAAUAUACUCGGGAGUGGAUCCCAGUGCUAUAAGUCUGCACGUAGGAAACCUGCUGCCUCUCAUUGCGUUGUUACACUGCUCACUCCAUGGCCAUAAUUCGCUGGUGCUAAUCGGUGGAGCAACAGGGGCCAUUGGUGAUCCGUCAGGCCGCUCGACAGAGCGCUCCGCCUUGGAUAUGGAACAAUUAAAUAAGAAUGUGAUGGCCAUUCGCACACAAUUAUACCAAUUUUUCCACAACGCAGCUGCCUACCUGAGUCGUCGCGGCCUGAUUCAUGCUACGCCCGUUAUGUUCUCCCCAGAGGUCAGCGAGGUGGGUGAGCCAUUGUUUCAAGAUUCGUUAAAUAUCCAAAUUUUGAACAACUACAACUGGUUCAAAAAUGUCUCCAUGCUUGAGUUUCUCUCUGGGGUAGGACGAUACGCUCGUGUGAAUGACAUGUUGGCCCGCGACAGCGUCAAAUCGCGGCUUUUCCCCACCAAUGGAAGCAUAGCCGGCAUUUCAUUCACAGAGUUCUCUUAUCAACUGAUGCAGGCACAUGAUUUUAGUGUGCUUCACAAAGACAAACAGUGCUCUGUGCAGCUUGGCGGCUCUGAUCAAAUGGGCAAUAUCAUGGCUGGUAUCGACUUGAUUCGACGGCAACGUGCAGCGCAAGCUGAUAGCACAGCCAAUCCCAACAUGAGGGAGGAGCCUGCUUAUGGGUUGACGCUCCCUCUUCUCACAACAGCAUCCGGUGCCAAGUUCGGUAAAUCGGCAGGGAAUGCUGUAUGGAUUUCCUCGUCCCUGCUCUCAGACUUUGACUUUUAUCAGUACUUCAUGCGUAGUGCGGAUGUUGAUGUGGAACGAUACUUGCUCUCUCUCACUUUGCUCCCUAUUGAAAAAAUCGAGCAGAUUAUGGCAGAGCAUGCGCAAGACCGCUCUAAACGCAUUGCUCAGCGUUGGCUUGCUAGUGAGAUGACUGAAUUAGUUCGUGGAGAGAAAGCCUUGCAAAAAGCUACGCUGGCCACAAAUGUGCUCUUUAAUACAGACCUCCAGUCUUUAACGCUCGAUCAAGUUGAAUUUGCUUUUGAAAACGAUCCACGCUUAGUAUACCUCAAGGAACCCGUGGAAGAUGUAAUUCAGCUAGCGACAGAAACGAAACUAGUUGCAUCCCGAAGUAUGUAUUUACACUACUUUUACACUAACAAAUUUACAGGUGAAACACGUCGCUUCAUCCAGCAGAAGAGUGGUUUGUAUCUUAAUAACAAAUCGGUGACAGAUGUACACGCAAAAGUUAGCCAAGAUGAGCUCCUGCAAGGAAGGUUUAUUGUGAUGAGAGCCGGUCGUUCCAACCACAAAAUUAUUGUUUUCCCACAUUAA